This is a messenger RNA of Hippopotamus amphibius kiboko, 3750 nucleotides long. RefSeq lists its product as uncharacterized. The record is from RefSeq and is a predicted model, not a curated record. Lineage: Eukaryota; Metazoa; Chordata; Mammalia; Artiodactyla; Hippopotamidae. The transcript is spliced from 2 exons. The coding region runs from base 334 to 1128 and encodes 264 amino acids.
CCGCCCGGGCGCUGUGGGUGCGGGCGCGCGCGCGCGUGUGUGUGAGUGUGCGCGCGCGCGCGCGUGCUCCCUCAGGGCGGGAGGGGGAGGGGAAAGCCCCAGGCCGCGCGCUGCCCCUCCCUUCAGGGGGCGUCCGCAUCCCCCCGGCCCCCAGGGGGAGCGCGCCCUCGCCGCCUCGCGCCGUCCUAGGGCGGCGUGUGUGCGGCCGCCGCCCCCGAGGGAGCCCGCCCUGCCGCUGGCGGUCCGAACGCCCCAGCCCGCUCCCUGCGGCGCGGCCAGCCCUCGGGCGCUUCCCCGUCCCCGCGAGGGCGAGCGGGCCUGGCCCCUGACCGCAUGCCCGGCGCGCGGGAGGCGCCGCGGCGGCGGAGCGAGCCCUCCCACGCAGGCGCGGCCUCGCUCCGACGGGUCUGCGGGCCCCCGGCAACUUUUUUCCCGCUCCCUUGCCCUGGGCCGUCCUGGCAAGAUGGCCGCCUCCACCUGCCCGCGACACCCUUGAGCCGAGUUGAGGGCCCCCGAGAGGCGGCCGAACGGGCGCUCUCGGGCGUCAGCGGACGCCACGGGGCUCGCGGUCCCAGCUUCCGUGAGGCGCCUCAGGAGCGUCCAGCGAUGUGUCCUGGGGUUCAGCCUAAAGGCCUGUUAUGUCACUUCCUUAAGGAAGACGUGGAAGCCAGUCACGGAGGAGGAGGAGGUGAAGAACGCGUGCCUACCGCGGGUGAGGGGUGCUUCCAUCCCCACACACACCCCUCCCCCGGGGCAUUUCCUUCGUCUGCACCAGCGGAUUCUGGGCUCGGGAUACCUUCACGGCCACGCGCAGGAGCCCCACCACUUGGAUACCCUGUCAGCCUCAAGGGCGUGCUCUGUAUAUCGCCGCACCGUGCGAGCCACAGACCUGCGUUCAAGUUUGGUUCUUUUCUGGCUCACUUCCCAUUUUGUGGAAAACCAAGAAAAGAGCCGAAAAGAACACUCACAGCAGCAUGCCUACAGAAACGUAUUUUUGAAUUGGAUGCAAAUUUGAAUGAGAAGAUGUGUCCGGUGGAUUUCGUUAAGAAAAAAAAGGAAGACUACAACGAAUUCCUGAGAGACACGGCAUAUUCAUUUCUUUGUGUCAUCCACUUUUCAGUUAAUUAAUACAGGGAAAUUUAUAAAUGACCGGAUUUCUCGUUCAAAAAGUAUUAUUAGAGUAUUCCUUCGGUGUUAUUUCAGAAUGGUUUGGGAGGCGUCGCGUCCUCCAGUACCAUUAACGUCUCCGUCUUCGUUCUUCCCAGACUAUGUUGCUCCCAAAUGAGUUCUGAAUUUCACGUUGACUCUGUCACACCCAUCCUGAGGGAAAUCUUCUGUGCUGCCUUUUGUCACCACAUGGGGUCCCCGUAAAUCCUGAUCUGGAUUAAACAGAAGAAUUCACCGGAGUCAACAUUUAAGUCCCCUCUCACCUUGAGGGGGAAACGAAUCCAGUUGCUAGAAUGAUUUAGAAAACAAUUUAGACAUUUAAACACUCAUACAGUAAAAAACGAAACAAAAACAAAAAUGAGAAAGCACUUUUCUAUGGAGGAAAUUUUUGUGAAAUUGGGAUACAUGGGGGAAAGGAAUAAGAAAGGAGAACUGAUGAAAAAUAGGUAAAUGUGAAAAAAACAGCAGUGGCAUGGAUUGAAUUCAUGAAACUUACAGAAUAAUUCUGUGGAUUUAACUGCUUUCAUGUUACUGUUUCCCUUUGUUGCAAAAUGUGUUCAUGUUAACUACAUACUUUUCCUCAUAAUAUUUUUGUAUUGGAAAUGUAAAUAUGGAACCAUAACAUCAUGGAGGUGAAGACUGAAAUAAAAUUUGUUUCAUGCCUCCUAGGUUCCCAGCUAUUUGGUAGAGUUAAAACCACAGCGUAAUUCUAGAUGGUUGCUGUUUCAUUUGUGUUCAGGUGAGGACUUUGGUCUUCAGCCAGGUCUGUUUACUUGGCACGGUUGAAAUCAGAACCCGAGUUCUCUGACCUCAUACCUCAACUGGUUCUCCUGCUCCCACCCUGUAUAGUCUCUGGAGUUCCCAGGAUCAAGGAAUCUGUACUUCAUCAAGAACGGUCACCCUCACACAGGAGAUGUUCCCCUCUCUCUGCACACACUGUUUACGACACCUAAAGGGAGCGGGGGAACCUGGAUCGGCAGUACCCGUGCCCGAUUACCAGAGCCGGACCAGCUUCUGUGGCUAGCUUAAACUUUGGGAUGAUUCUCUAAGGCAGUGGUUUAUCAGAGUGUGGUCCCUGGACCAGCAGCAUCAGAAACCCCAGGGUUAUAGUUAGAAAUACACAUUUUAGGCCCCACCUCAGUGCAGCAUCAGAAACUCCGGGGCUGGAGGCCGUACACCUGAAGUCUGAUAAGCCCCCAAGUGGUUUUGAUACUCGCUGAAGCUGGAGAAUCCCCGCUCUCUAGAGCUUCUCCGUGGUUCCAUCGGAGCCGCCUAAGUUUGGAGAUUCAGGCGGCAAUGAAGGAUGGGCUGCCGAGCUGACUUGGCUUCUCGCUCCCCGCGUUGGACACGUGUGCGUCGCUGACAACCUCUAGGGGGCGCCAGAAUGUUUCCUUGGGCAGCCCCCGCAGAGGCAGCGGUGACUGAGGCUCAUUUUCCAAAGAAAUGGCCCUGAGAGAUGGGAAGGGCUUCCAUCGCAGCAAGCCGUCCAAAUUUUUAUGUCUCAGGCAGGUACCAACUUCAUCACACAAGGUUUUUCCAGUGUAAUAUGACAUGUACGAGAAUAAAAAUGCCUAGUUUCCAUGAUUAUCGUGAAGAUUAAGAUCGUAUCUCUCAAACGAGCAUAGAGGUAUUGUGCUGUUAUUUAUUUAUUAAAAAAAGGCAGUGUAAUUAUUUUCAUCAUUACUCCUGCUAAGCGGUGAACAUUUCUAAAAUAUUUGUAUUGUGAGAAUGGAUUGGAUAUUUCUAUUAACUAUUACAAUGACCAAGUAGCUCCUUGUGCUGAGCCCUGGGAAACCCUGGGAAAGGUGUUUUAAGAGUAGAGGAAAGAUGAACAAAAGGCGAAAGACGAAUACGAUUAGUUUCAUGACAAUUAUGUCCCAUAGUGCUCUUUUGAAGAGGUAGCGUUGGUUUUCCACUGACAUAAUAGAACAGCCUGUUGGUGGUUUAGCGAAAUUAAGGUGAAAGGCCUGAAAUUUGGAUAUGCUGCUGAGUGGGGACGCUUGGGAAGGUUUGGGUAUGUCACUGAGAUUUCCUGGCCUUGGCUUUUCUCAAGUAUAUGACGUAGGGAUUAGACCAGUUGAAUUACAGAUCCUUCCCAGUUCUCAGUAAUAAUGUAACCAUACAUGUAUUAAAUAAUAUCUGGUUCCAAACCCUGGGCUCCUCAUCUUGUAUAUCUCAGCUCCUUUAAUUCUCAGGACAGGCCUCUGAGUUAGAGGCUAUUUGUAUCUCCCAUAGAUCAUGAAGAAAACUGGGGCUUGCGGGUAUUCAUUCAAUGGUCAUGUUCAUGCAGCUAGUAACUGGCAAAGUAGGAAUCAGUAUUCUAGUCUGACACCAAAUCCCAUUUUAUGAACAUCAAAUAAACUGUUUCUCAGAUUCUGUGAUUUGAAUGCUUUGUGCAGUGAUUCUCUCUUUCAAUUAAGACAAAAGUGUAUUCAGGGAGGUGAAGGUGGAGUAAAGGGAUAUUUGAACAUUAAGUAUGGAAGAUACUUAGGCAAGAACAACCACAAAAUAAAAGGUAAAAGAAGUAGUUAAUACUCAACGAUGCAGGUUAAAAAACACAUUAACAUUUAAAAGCCCAAGAGA